Lotus japonicus is the source of this 1086-nucleotide messenger RNA. Its product is annotated as F-box/kelch-repeat protein At3g23880-like. The coding region runs from base 1 to 1086 and encodes 361 amino acids. The record is from RefSeq and is a predicted model, not a curated record. The transcript has a single exon. Gene Ontology annotation, molecular function: protein binding. Lineage: Eukaryota; Viridiplantae; Streptophyta; Magnoliopsida; Fabales; Fabaceae.
AUGGAACCUCCACCGUUUCUCUGUGAAGAACUCCAACUAGAAAUCUUGUCAUGGCUUCCGGUGAAAUCUCUGGUGCGGUUUAAGUGUAUAUCGAAGUCAUGGAAGUCUACCAUCUCCGAUUCUCAAUUCAUCAAACUCCACCUUCUCCGAUCAUCUUCUAAGAGAAACACAGAUUUCACCCACCUCCUAUCACUGGUACGUUCGCCACCGGAAAGCCCUUCCGCCGCCACCACUGUAGCAAUCCCCGAUGAGUACAUCUUCAGUGGAACCUGCAACGGCUUGAUUUGUUUGCUUACAUUCGAAUACUUGUACCUGCAGUUCCGUUUAUGGAACUCAGCUACGAGGUCAAUGUCUCAACAUUCGCCACCUCUAUAUUUCCCCAUCAACUGCAACUGCUAUUUAGGGUUUGGUUAUGAUUCUUCAACUGACACCUACAAGGUGGUCGUGGCAGUGUCUCACUCUGUGUCUUGGGAGACAACGGUACAUGUUUACAACAUGGGCUAUGAUACUUGUUGGAGAACAAUUCAACUUUCCCAUUUUCCCUCUAUGUGUCCUGGAGGUGAUGCAGUUUAUGUGAACAACACUCUUAAUUGGUCAGCAAUUAAUCUAACAUAUAUUGGAGAUAGUACUCAACUAAUGAACUCUGACCCGGGGACAAUUUUGUCAUUUGAUUUGGGGAAAGAAACUUGUGCACAAUUGCCAUUGCCUUAUUGUAAUCAAGACAUCAACUGGUAUGUGCCAAACCUUGGGGUUUUGAGAGAUUGCCUAUGUUUUUGUCAAACUGACAAGGAGACAUGUUUUGAGAUUUGGCAAAUGAAGGAGUUUGGAGUGCACGAGUCUUGGACUCGGUUGUUUCACAUUACUGGCUUUGAAAGUAUUUUUCGAAAUAUUCAACUCUGGCACUCUUUUGCAAUGUACAUGUCUGAGAAUGGUGAUGCCCUGUUGUUAUCAAAAUCUCGUGUGCCCCCAUUUGAAGCUGUUCUCUAUACCCAGAAAGACAAUAAAUUAGAACUCAUGAACAUUGCUAAUGACAUCGUUGAUUGCUAUGCUCAUAAUUAUAUUGAAAGCUUAGUGUCACCUUGUUGA